AGUGUGUUUUGUCAUCCAAAUCACAAUAAGCUCUGUCGCUGUGUAAAAGAAAAUAGCAAAAACUUAAUAUCAGCAAGAAAUUGUUAAGCAGCUAGCAAUUGGAGUUGGAAUGAAGCUAUGGCUCUGCCGGAAAGCAUCCAACAACCGUGUCGUGUCUGUUUCGAUACAUCGGAAAACACGGUUCCGUUAAGUAGGACCGAACACGGGUUAACGCUGGCGGAAAUGUUGAGCAAGUGUGUCGUAUUGGAAUUUCACGAAAACGACGGACUUCCGUUUCAAUGCUGUGUAAGGUGCAAAGAUGACUUGAUAGUGGCCUAUCGAUUGCUGGAGCGAUGCUGGCAAUCCGAUGCAAAAUUCCGAUUCCAGCUUGGGGACAACAAAUCGGCAGUGAGGAAAACUUUUCCUGUAAGUGAAGAAUUUGUCAGUGUAAAGAUUGAAACAGGGGUCGAUUUCGAUUAUACUGAUCAGUUCAAACAGGAAGGAGAUGAGAGUGAUGAUGAUGACAAAGAAGAUGUUAAUUUUAUGCCAGAUGUUGAAGAUGAUGACGAAGAUGACGCUGAUGAUCAGGACAUGCGAGAUGAUUGCAAAGACUAUGCGAAGCCUAAAUUGCAAAUCGUUACCCAGAGUAAUGAUAAAUCGGAACGCAAACGCAAAAAGUAUGUUAGACGAAAACUAACAUCAAUCCCUAAACGGUGCUGCAGAUGUAAGAUUCGUUUUGAAAAUUUAGAAGAAGCAGAGCAACAUUCGACAAUGCAUUUAGAUUCCCGGCAAACUGAUCCACAGAAAAUCGCUGCUCGUCCAUAUGAAUGUAACACUUGCUACAAGCGAUACUCCACAAAGCGAGCACUGCUAUUUCACCAGCGAGAAAUGUAUGCAGAUAAACCCUUCGAAUGCGAUGAAUGUGAACAGGACUUUCUCUUAGAGGAUCAAUAUAUCUGUCACAAGGAAUCACAUGCCAAUGAGCGUAAGAAACAAUUACCGAAAUGCUGCGCUUGCUACCAGCAAUUUGAUUCGGAAGAGAGUCUCAAAUCUCACUGCAAGGAAGUCCAUCUGCCUGAAAGUCAAUCCACCGAGGAUUCCAACGCAAACGAUUAUCCUUGUCCCAUUUGUUACAAUCGUUUCAAAACACGGCGCUUGCUGUUGAACCAUAAAUUGGCUGUAAAUAUUUCUACCAAAGCGAAACGUCACCGUACCAAACCAUACCAGUGCUCCCAGUGCGGAAGAGUUUUCAGGGAUAUUCGCACACUCUCGGAUCACGAACGCUUCCAUCAGGGAGAACGUCCCUUUGUGUGCCCCGUAUGCUCGAAACCGUUUGCAAUCCAAGAUUCCUUCCGAAAGCACGUCAAAUCGCACGCCAUCGAAGACGAUCACUUCAAGUGUGAAACCUGUGGCAAGGGUUUCAAAACGAAAAGUAAUCUAAAGGAUCACUACGUUACGCACGUGUCGUCGGAUUACCGUCCGCUGGGAUGCACUCUGUGUUCGGCCACUUUUGCGCGGAAAUCAUGUCUCAAGUCCCACAUGCGGAUGCACACCGGAGAAAAACCCUUCAAAUGCCAUUUGUGCGAUGCGGCUUAUGCAUUUUCGAGCGAUUUGAAGCGGCACAUAAUGGCACACACCGGAAUCAAACCGUACGUUUGCAAUGUGUGCGGGAAAAGCUAUCCGCGGCAGGCCUACCUACGGAAGCAUUUGGCGACACAUAACUUGGAUAAUAGUGCGUGUAAUAGCUAGUUCUGAUUUAUUAUAUGAUUUACUGUGCAAAGUUCAUGUACGGAA
Messenger RNA from Aedes albopictus (Asian tiger mosquito), 1773 nucleotides. Its product is annotated as gastrula zinc finger protein XlCGF26.1. Gene Ontology annotation, cellular component: nucleus. The transcript is spliced from 3 exons. Gene Ontology annotation, biological process: regulation of transcription by RNA polymerase II. Gene Ontology annotation, molecular function: zinc ion binding; RNA polymerase II cis-regulatory region sequence-specific DNA binding; DNA-binding transcription factor activity, RNA polymerase II-specific. Bases 118 to 1728 code for a protein of 536 amino acids. NCBI's taxonomy places the organism in Eukaryota, Metazoa, Arthropoda, Insecta, Diptera, Culicidae. The record is from RefSeq and is a predicted model, not a curated record.